Messenger RNA from Volvox carteri f. nagariensis, 5919 nucleotides. RefSeq lists its product as uncharacterized. Lineage: Eukaryota; Viridiplantae; Chlorophyta; Chlorophyceae; Chlamydomonadales; Volvocaceae. Gene Ontology annotation, cellular component: cytoplasm; nucleus. The coding region runs from base 412 to 5919 and encodes 1835 amino acids. Gene Ontology annotation, biological process: regulation of barbed-end actin filament capping. The transcript is spliced from 12 exons. The record is from RefSeq and is a predicted model, not a curated record. Gene Ontology annotation, molecular function: protein binding.
GCGAUAUUGCUUGUCAAACAUAGGCAUAGCGUAAACUAGCCUGGCAAAUCGUUGUUCGGACCCAGAAACGGCCUGUCGCCGUUGACUCGGAAAAGCAUGCCCAACUCAGUGCUACGAUGCAAACAAUGAAUAAAUCUCUCCAUUUCAAGAAGAUGCGUCGUGACCCAGUCGUGCGAUAGUGCCGCCGUUUCUGGUACAACAACUUACUUGCACCUGGAUAGAUAUUCAGCGAUGACGCACAUGCAUCCUUUUGUUUUGAAUUUUUGAGCGAUAGCCUUCAGGAGCUGCAGCUUCUAGCUGUUAUGGCACGCAUUUUCCCGUAAGGGUUCCUCCAGCGCGAGCCGUCUGUACUCAUCCGUUCGGAGCCCAGGGCUGCGAUAAGCUCCAUUUAAAUUUUCAAAUUCUUUUGACAUGGGAAAUGUAGUCGGAAUAUCUGGGACAUCACUUCUUGGUGCUAUCGCGGAGGGAGACGCCGAUGCCGCAGUGGAGGUCUUACAGGGCCAUCCCGACCUCACGCACAAGCGCCUUGGCAGCAAAAAGCGCACACUCUAUCAUUUCUGCGCAGCGAAAGGUCAAGUUACAGUCCUGAAAGGCCUGUGCGAGCAUGUCUGGCGUACGGUUCCCGACGAGAAUGGCGAGCUGGCGGGCGCCGACGGCCCAGUGCCCAAACGACAGCAUCCCGCCAUAUGCCAGUACAUCAAUGCCUGUGACCAAAAGGGCCUUACACCGCUAUCUCUGGCCUGCAAGAAAGGCUACGCAGAAGUGGUCACUUUCCUCCUUACUCAGGGAGCCGACCCGUGGGUCAAGGACCGCGCCAUGGGCCGUACGGCGCUGCACCACGCCGCCCGCGGCAACCAUGUCCAAUGUAUCGAGGCUGUCCUGUCAAGUCCCUUCGUCAAGCUGCAAGCGGGCAGUCCGGGCGAUGCGCCCCAACCAGCAGGCAGCAAGUUAGUGGACCAUCCAAGUAGGGCGGGCUACACGCCGCUCCAUUACGCCGCCGCAGCGCAUUCCAUCGAAGCAGCUGCAGCGCUUCUGCGCCACGGCGCCGACCCAAACGCCAAAACGUCCGAAGUGGGAUUCGAACACGUGGUGCUGGAGCGCGGCAGCACGCCAAUGCACGCCGCCGCGCGCUACCAGAACCUGGACGUAGCCAUCCUCAUCCUGCGGCACUGGAACGAGAAGCUGCGGCGGCUGGAUGUCACCGAUCCACGAGUCGUGGAAAACGUGCCCCGCAUUAAGCCAUACCAGAUGCCCGGCGUGAAGCUUAAUAGGGCCCUGAUGCGGGUGCUGGAUCCAGGGACGCCCAUUCGCCAGGUCAGCGACGCAUCUGGCGAGGGAACGUGGUGGCCCCGAGUGUCGAGCCCGCCCGGAAAGGAGCCUCCACCACCCUCGCAGGAACCCCAGCCGCCGGAACGGUCCUCGAACCAGCGAAGCACGGGCUCAGGUGCCCAUCGCCAGGAAUCGACCAGGCUGUCAGGCAGCGGCAGCGGUGGUGCUGAGGAGCCGGGACCGGGACCGGGGACGGGAACUGGGGAGGGGGCAGCCGGGGGCCCAUCAUCUGGGGCUGGCGGUCAGAUGCGUCGGCGGGCUAGCUCGGGAGCGGAACCCAUCCCAGUGCUGGAUGAGCUGCCGGGCUGGGCGCAGCUCGGCAGCAGCCGCCAGUACGAUAAUAAGCUGAUUGAAAACUCGAAGGUGGAGAUGGAGAUGGCAGCAGGAACCGCAGCAGCAGGGGGGGACGAGGAGCUGUCGGAGUGGCUGCCGGGAAAUCCCGGGGGCCCAUCCCGGGGGGGCGAUGAUCAGCCGCCAGGCAGCAGUGCUGGGGAACGCCCCAUACGGCGCAGCUUUGCUGUCUCGAACAUCUGGGCGCCCUCCUCUUCCUCGUUCAAGGCCACCGCGUCCGCCUUCGCCAUCCCCGGCGGCGGCGGCGGCGGCGGCGGGGCUAGUGGCUCGCUUUUUGGUAGCGAACGAAGCCCACCCGACAUCCCCCUGGCGUCGCCCUCCCGCUCCAGUGCCAAACGCCCCACGCUGUCCCACCCGACCAUCCUCAACCAAGCCGGAGGCGCAGCCUCCGCCGCCAACGGACCCAUGGGUCGCUCCAGAUCCGGCGCCAUCGUCCCCGUGCCUCCCUCAUCACCCAUCAGCCCCGGCCCUAGCCCUGGCCCGGGCGCCAGCAGCUCACGAGACCUUCACAGGACGCGGUCCCUCCCUCACCACCCGACCACUUCAGCUCCUUUUCCGGGCGCCACAGCCGGUUCACCCUUUUCACAAACACCCCAACUCGCCACAGUGUGCGAGGGCGGAGGCCGGGGGGGAGACGGCAGGCCUCCAUCCGACCAACACCGUCACUCUCAGCCGCACCGAGGUGCAUGGAUUGAGCCGUGUGACUCCGAGCCGGGUCCCAGACCGACCGGCGGGUCAGUGCUGGCGGCGGCGGCGCCGACGGGGCGUGUCGCGGCGGCGUACCCAGGCAGGGUAGUGCUGGGUGCUGGCGGCCGGUCCUCCGCGGGGCAACUACAGGUCCAUGAGCAGGACAAUAACCAUGGCGAUCAGGAGGAUGAGGAGUCGAGUCCGUUCCAGCCCUCAGCAGGGCAGCCGUACGAGCAGCAGCGCCGACAGCGGCAGCUACAGCCGGCCCAGCAUCCAGGACUCCAAGGCACGCGGUCGCAGUCGGCAUUGUCGCCCAGCGCAGGCGGUGCCGCCGCUGCCGUUGCUGCUGCUACGCUCCGGCAGACACCGCUGUCUCUUUCCCCUCCACUUAAACAGCAACAGCAGCAGCAGCAGCAGCAGGUUGACGGGGGUGAAGGCUCCAGGGAACGGGAUUUGCGUAAGUCGUCGUCCGGGGGCCGAUCCCUGGCCCGUACACUCUCCAGGAAGCUGUCCUCGCUGUCCGCCCGGGCGGCAACGGCCGUGGUGCCGGCGGUGCGCCGCGACUCCCUGGUACGAGCCGUCAGUCCGGAUCAGCCUCCACAGCCGCAGCAGGGGGGAGGAGGCCGCGCAGGCAGCGGCGGCGCCGGAGGCCGCAACGACGGCGGCCCGUCGUCACCGCCGCUGACGGUGUCAUCGCGGCCCCCAGCGUCGUCACCACCGUUAACAGGCACAGGUCGCGGCUGGGCCCGGCAGGCCAGCAGCGGUGCCGAGCGGGCUUCACCGCCGCCACAGACCCCGCCACUGCCGGAGAUGGGAAAUGUCCUGUCGCCUGAAGCAGGCCCAUUAUUUGAUGCCAUAGCUGACGGCAACGUCGAUGCAGCGAUUCGCGUCCUGGAUGCUCACCCUGGCCUGUCGCACAAGCGUGCUGGCAAGAAGAAUCGAAAUCUGUAUCAUGCAUGCGCAACCAAUGGGCAGCUGGCGGUGCUCAAACGAAUAUGUGAACACGUAUGGGAAACGAUGCCGGAUGAGUUGGGCAAGACACACAGCUCCGACUCGAUUCCCGAAGGCAGAUUCCAUCCAGUGAUUUAUCGCGCUGCAAACAGCUAUGACGAGUCCGGCCUCACGCCUCUCAUGCUCGCCUGCAAGAAGGGCCACACGGCUGUCGUACAAUACCUCCUGUCGCAGGGAGCCGACCCUUGGGUCGGUGAUCGGCUGCUGUGCCGCUCCGCCCUGCACAUCGCCGCCCGGUACAACCAGCCCGACUGCAUAGAGGCCAUCCUCACCAGCCCCUUCGUGGAGCUCACUGGCAAAGUGCGCAGUCGGGAGUGCAAGCUGGUGGACUACCCAAACAGCUCAGGUUACACACCACUCCAUUACGCCGCCGCUUCACGGUGUGCCGACACCGCCGUCGUGCUCUGCCGCCACGGCGCCAACCCCAAUGCCAAGACCUUCGAUGUCGGCUUCGACUUCAUCCAGCUGGACCGGGGAAGCACGCCGCUGCACGCCGCCGCGCGCUUCCAAAACCUUGAGCUGGCCAUGAUUCUGCUGAAGCACUGGGACGAGAACCUUCGGCGGCUGGAUGUGACCGACCCACGGGUCGUGGAAAGCUACGACCACACCAAGCCGUACCAGAUGCCCGGCGUGAAGCCUAACAAGGCCCUGAUGCGGGUGCUGGAUCCUGGGACGCCCAUCAAGGAGGUCAGCGAUCCGUUUGGAGAUGCAGCCGCCACCGCCGCCGCCGCCAGGUUGCCGUACGAUGUGUCGUGCAGCAAGGUCGCGCCGAUGAAGAAACCCUCCGCCACGGCGCUAAAGCGCAGCUUUUCGCCGCAAGGGCAGGAGCCAGAACCUUUGACGCUGGACGGCGAUUGCAGACAGGAUGACGACAAGGUCCCGGCGGGCUGGGAAGAUGUCCUGUCUGGCAAGUCGGGCAUCGGAACCACGGGGAAGGCUGCUGGCGGGGACUUCAUCACCAUAUACCAGUGUGCGGAGUUUGCCGCCGAUGUCGGCGGAUCUCUGCCGCCGGUCGGCGAUGGCGUCAUGCAAAGCGUCCCUACCUGCCAGCGCAUAGUCAUACGCACGCAGAGUGAAGGACGCCGGCAGGGGUUCAUGCAGGCACAGCAGGGCCUCGGCGAAACGAGCAGCUUCGGCGCCACCGUUGGCACCACCACCGCCAUCGCCAACGGCUUAGGCCGCACUCGCUCCGGCGCCGCUGGAUCCACGCACCGAUCCGGGGGUAUUCUCGGCGGCAUUUCGGGUAUCUCCUCAUCUGCCACAUCAUCGGACGAUGACGCCCAGGGUAAGAAGCCCGAACCGGGUCGUCGCUCCACGGGCGCUGCUACUGCUUUUACUGCUACUACGCCUGCGGUGCCGGCUGCCGCCAGGGGUGUAGGAUCCUCCUCACCUCCUGGGCCUCAGAAGUCUCCUUCCGCAACCGGCAUGAGGUCGCUGAUGGCAAUCCCGGAGCCUGCUAUACGUUCUCCUUUCUCCGAUGGACAGCUGCUGGCAUCCCAUGGUGCAAUCCGCAUUCAGCCCGUGACGCCUCCCCGGGGAGAGCUAGCGGCCGCCAGCGGCUUGCGGACGGCGUGCUCGCUGGGGCAUGACGCCGCGACGGCUGCCGGGCCAGCGGCGGCGGGUGCAGCAGCAACCACCCUAGGUAUCGGCUCCGGGGGCGGCCUUGUUCGCACCGGCAGCGGUACCUUAGCGUCUAAGCCGCCUAGUGGCGAUGGCGGCAGCAAACCCGCCGGCCGGACCUUCAGUCGAUCGAGCUCAUACAAGCCGUUUGGGGAUGCCGCCACCACUGCCGCCACCGUCGCUGCCGGUACGACACCAAAGCCGGUCCUCGUGCGCACGCACUCCCGCAGCGGCCGAAGCAGCCCUCCAAGCUCCGUGAACUCCUCCUCAUCGUCGACGGUGGCAACAGGAGCGGCGGCGCCGCCGCCGGUGGCCUUCUCCGCGUGGAGUGACAAGAAGAAGACGUACAGCGCACAGGCGGCGGCGGCAGCGACGGCGACGGCGGAGGCCGACCUGGCACGUGACAGCUACUCAGAGGACGCUCAGCCGGUUGAGGUAACCAUGUAUCCGCACAUUCGGGAGAAUCUUAAGCGGCUUAAGGCAGGAGACACGUGCAACGAGGCGGUGACGCUGGACGGCACCGAUGCAACCAGGACGCAAGACCCGCCGACACGCCAGCGCAGCCGUUGCCAGAGCCAAGGUGAAUCAGCGUCGCAUUGCCAGCAGCAUCCGCAUUAUAAUGAUGAGCGCCAACAGCAACGUCAAGCCUUCCAGGGCAGCAGCGGCGUCAGUAAUGGCAGCAGCAGCAGCAGCGUAAGCCGUCGCAGCAUCGGCAGGAAGAGCGCCAGCAGCCGCAGCGGCAGCGGCAGCGGCAGUGGCGGCGGACAGUCGGCAAUCGCACCUGAUCUAGGUUUCCGGCGCCAGGGCUUGAUGCCGCCGGCAGUGGAGCUGUCUGAGGAUGAGAGUCGCCUAGAGGACGUGGGUUUGGCAGCUGCUCUGUCUCCUGGGGCCUCCAUGCGAAGGACAGCUCGGCUGGGCUGA